GAGAUGAUUCUCCAGAACACGUUUGUGAUUAUUACAUCCGUUAGAUGUUAUUGCAAAGGGAACUUCCACUACUUACUAAACAUUAUUUAUGUUCAACCAAUGUGUGUAAUGAAGACUGCUUAACCUUGCAGUGUAGUCUCUGUAAAUGGUGGUGAACUCUUCUGUGGAUGAUAAGGACUGACACAUCCAUGACUACUGGAAGUUUCUUCCUCAGCUGUCAGAUUUUUUCUCUUCUCAUUAUGGUUUUCUGCUAUAGAGGCGUUCUUACCAGACUGUUUAGGAGUGUAGAGCUCAAAAAUGGUUUCCUUCUUUGUAAAGAUGUUCCACUUUUGUUUUUGUUUUGCCUAAGGUUUUAGCUGUUUCUACAUCUUUCAGCAUCAUAAAGGCUUUCUUGAAUUUCCCUGGAACCCCUUUUAUCUUCAUGUUCACAGACUCUGUGGGAGACCUCUACAGAUGGACAGGGCAGGACUGCUGGUAAAAGGAGUAGGCAGAUUCAAAUUCAUAUCCAGCCUUGACAAAAUGACUGUUGAAGGGGUGUGUAAAGAUGUCAGAUGAAGAAUUCCCACAAGAUGAUAAAUGCUUUGCUACGAAGAACAUGGAUAUUAAUCAAGUUUAUGCCAACAUAGGAGUCUUAAAUCCCAGAGAGAAGGAUGGAGUUGGUCAACAAUCAGUUCAUCCCUACAGAGUCACUACAGUGUGUCUGGGGCUGCUGUGUGUUCUACUACUGACUGGGAUCCUUGGACUGUUACUCUCACAAAGAAACCUACUGAACAGUUACAACAACCUGACUAAACAGAGAGAUCAGCUAAAGGAAAAGACAGAACUAUUGAAAAAUAUCAAAGAGGGAUUCUGUCCUGAAGGAUGGAACAAGUUUGAAACCAGCUGUUACUACAACACAACUUUGAAGAAAACCUGGGAGGACAGUAGACAGGACUGCAUUGAUAGAGGAGCAGACCUGGUGAUCAUCAACAGCAGGGAGGAACAGUCAUUCAUCAAUCGGUUAUACAAACCGAAUAAACAUGUCUGGAUUGGUCUGACUGACUCUGACACUGAGGGGACCUGGAUUUGGGUGGAUGGCUCUCCACUGACCACCAAGUUUUGGGAUACAAAACAGCCAAACAGCUAUGAAGGAAAAGAGCAGGACUGUGUGGAGGUUAACCACAAAUCAUCAGACCCAGGGGUGUGGAAUGAUGAGGGAUGUCAAAACAGAAACAACUGGAUCUGUGAAAUAUAGGACUCUCACAGGAACAAUCUGCUUGGAAAAUUAUAUUAGUCUGAGUGAACUAACAUACAUACACCUCUGGAAAAAAUUAAGAGACCACUGCAAAUUGAACGCUUCUGUUCCUCACUCAA
Messenger RNA from Esox lucius (northern pike), 1353 nucleotides. RefSeq names its product CD209 antigen-like protein E. Lineage: Eukaryota; Metazoa; Chordata; Actinopteri; Esociformes; Esocidae. The record is from RefSeq and is a predicted model, not a curated record. Bases 545 to 1234 code for a protein of 229 amino acids. The transcript is spliced from 7 exons.